Haliotis rufescens (red abalone) is the source of this 3444-nucleotide messenger RNA. RefSeq lists its product as uncharacterized. NCBI's taxonomy places the organism in Eukaryota, Metazoa, Mollusca, Gastropoda, Lepetellida, Haliotidae. The coding region runs from base 518 to 1525 and encodes 335 amino acids. The transcript has 7 exons. Gene Ontology annotation, molecular function: chitin binding. Gene Ontology annotation, cellular component: extracellular region. The record is from RefSeq and is a predicted model, not a curated record.
CGUGAAAUCACAUGUCAUCCAUAAUGUAAUACUAUUGACUUCUGGAACAGGUUCUUUAAAACCGUAUAUCUAAAGUGUUUCACUUGUGUCGAAAGAUCUCCUUCCUGAUACAUAUCAACGUGUUUUAAAGCAGGUAGACUUCAGUAAAACGCUAGGCUGUCUUGUCAUACUGGAAGCCCUUUAUGACGCGUGGUCGAUAGAAGUCAUGCGUAACGUAUGGAUUUCCUGGCUCGGCCAAUUGUUAACAAUAGCGGCCUCGCUGAAUGUAAUAUGAUAUCAGUGGUCUCACCAACAUUCUCGGAUAUAGGCCGUGACUCAGGCAAUCGUGUCUAGUUUUGAAAGAUUUGAUAUUCAUUUGCACAGGGGAACGAGGAGAGGUUGGAAGCAAUAUCGACAUUGUACAACCGUGGAUACAGCAGGAAGGCAUACUUCAUCUAGUAACGGGAUAUCUUUGUGAUUGUUGAAGAGUGACAGAGGGACCGGCGGGUUAUCUGGCUACCUGUAUACUUCAUCAACAAUGGCCAACAACUUUGACCGACAGUUUUUCAAUUCGUGCAUACCGAUUGAUUACCCUUGCACAGUUGGUGACAAAUAUAUCGACCCCUGCAACUGUGUGUUCUUUUUUUUGUGUGAGACAAUCACCAAAAUCAUACCUCUAAGAUGCAGUGCGGGGACCGCCUUCAACCACGAAAAUGGCGCGUGUGAGCGGACAGAAGACGUGGUCGUUGUCGACAAACUGUGUGCUAUUGAUAAGCCAUACAACAGGUGUUCAACAGUGUCUGGUGCCGAUGUCGCGGACCUGCAGGAGCGAUGCACAGGGACCACGCCAAGCCCCAGCCCCAGCCCCAGCCCAGGGGCUAACACAGGCAACCCAAGCGACAACACGGGGGCAAUAGUGGGUGUUGUUGUAGCAAUUUUAGUCGUCGCCGUCGUCGUCGUCAUUCUGGUCCUUUACCUGAAGAAACGCGGGAAGCCGCUCAGUGACUACAUGGGCGUCUUUAAACGCCGGCAGGGCAGGCAGGAGAAGCCUGAAGAGAACUACGCCGAGAUUGGUGAAAUGGGUGACCCGGUUUAUAAGGAGAGAAACGGAACCAGCCCCCCUCUGCCCCCUAACCGCCCCGGUUUCACCCUCUCCCCUGCCCUCAAGGUCAGCCAGGCGAAACCCCCGGGGAGGGAUCGGUCUCAGCGCGAGGAUGUAGCAUACGAUAACCCGGGAUACGAUGAUAAUGACGUCAUACAAGGAAGGGCGUCACAGAUGACGUCAGUGACACUUACUGUGCCCGACAGCCCGGCUGAUGCUACCGGAGCUUCAAACCAGGCAGAGUAUUCUCCCUUGGAUGAAAGCAAAUUGGACUCCCCGACCCCUAAGUCCUAUACGCCUCUGAGUAUUUACACCCGAGGCACGAACCCGAACGCCCCCAGCGAAACAGGAGGUGUGUUGCAAGUGUCGGAUAACGACUACCAGGUUCCGAGGUCGAUUCCGGAAUAUUGCGAACUCCAACCAGGCUCCACAAGUGUGUCUUGAAGUAUGACGUCAUAAUAACUUACGUUAUACAGUGUUGUAUUUGAUAAAGUGCUCCAAAAAUAAGCAGACAAGUUGAUGAAAGAAUUUUGAAGAUGCUGGUAUUUCCAGAUCUCUGCAGAUUAUACUGCGGAGUGUGUACAAGGGGGCACGUGACUAUUGAUUAUAAGGUACCACGUGAUAUUUGAUCAUAUCGGUGCCAUUGUACUGUAUUAAUGGAUGUAACAAACGGAUACCCUUCGAGGUACCUGUGACAAGGCCAGUGCGGAUAUAACGAGGUCGGCUAUAUCGAACUCGAUUCUAAUCAAUGUAAUAGACUUGUCACGUGGAGAAGUAACUUCGGAUAUGGCGACUUGAUUUUAUGAGUCACGGAGUUCGUAACAACCGGAGUUGUUAUAGAAGGACUUUUGUUGUGAUACGUGGUAUUAUUUCUCCUGAAGCCUGAUGUUGUGAGGGUUAUAACUGAUGCACUGAUGCACCAACCGUGGCUAUGUGAGUGAGUGAGUGAGCAUGAGUGAGUGAGUGAAAUGAACUAGCAUGAGUGAGUGCAUGAGUAUGUUGAUGGGUGAGUGAGUGAGUGGGUGAUUAAGUGGGUGAGUGAGUGAUCGAGUGAGUGAGUGACUGAGUGAGUAUUUUAGUAACAUCACGUCGUGUCAGCUUGCUGUGACAGGAAACACCGAGCAUUGGUGUGGUGCAGACAAACCAUUAAACAUAAUAAAGGUUAAUCUGGGAUUCGAACCCUCGGAUUCUGACACGAGGAAGGACCGCGUAGCGUCUUUGACGACAGGGCCACCAGAGUUUCUAAGUAUUAUCUGUACAGUAAUAUAUUGAGGAAUCCAUACGAAAUGGUGGUAUACAUUAAAAUCUGUGUGACAGACAAAAAUAAAAUGUACCAACGACACAUUUGUAGUGAACUCUAUAAUCAGUCAGGAUAAUGGCAAUGUCUGUAGCACCUGUAGAGCACUGAGCUGAUGGAUGCUGGUGAUUAAGAAUGAGUGAGUGAGUGAGUGAGUUUGGUUUAACGCCGCUUUUAACAGUAUUCCAGUUAUAUCACGGCGUGUCAGCUUAAUGUGGGAGGAAAGCCCGAAGUGAUGCAGGUGUCAGACGUUUACCACUUCGGUGAAACCCCCGAGCACAGGUAUGGUGCUGAAAAAACCUAGAAACAUAAUUGGGGCAAACCGGGAUUCGAACCCACAAUCAUAGGUUUCUGGCAUGCCCAAGGGACGCAACUCUGCACAGCGAAUCGCGGCGCCUUAGACGACAUGGGCCACCCGUGCUCCCUGGUGAUUAAGAUGCCGGUUAGGUCCGGGCUUAUGAGUCAAGACCUUCGCAAUGCUGUACAGAUAGUAACUAACACCUAACUUACAAGCAAUAAACUGUUAUUCGAUGUAUUUGAUACGGGUAUCAUAGUUGUGUUUGGGCGACUGUUUCAGCCUAUUAACGUUUUAAUGACAUUUGUAAUUUUUUGGACAAAUCCAAUUUUCAAGUGUAUUCUUUCUUUUGCCCUCAGUUUAAGUGGUAUUUAUUAAUAACUGCCUGUUAACAUAAAAUUGAAUGUCAUAUUCAAUACCGUCUGAGCAGCGUCAUUUGUGAAAUUUGGAUUGGAGCGUGAUUCAUUGUUCGGGCAUGGCCAACUGUCUCCUCAGUUAUCUCCCUUGUAUCAGAUCCGUCGAGAGAGAGUGCGACAGGUUGUGCUGUCGAAAAUUGAGGGGUUUCAUCACAUCUUAUACCAGGAGUUGUAUAAUAGAGUCACUGUGUAGACUGCGGUCGCUUCGCGUUAGUCACUUCCUCUGAAAUCUCCCGUCACUAAAGAAUGUUGCAUUUUUUCAGGAGAGUUCUGGUAUUAACAGAACAAGUAUUUCUGUAUAAAUAAUGUAUAUUUUUAUCAAAACAAAGACAAUAAAAGAAUUAUUAAUAAACUU